AUGACUACAACAAGUAAUAAUGAGUCAACAAGAACACCUUUAUCAGUUGUGAAGUUUCUUGAAUUAAGUCUCGCGAUUUGUUGUACAUAUUUUCACUUCUAUUCAUUCAGUGAUGACGAUUUGGUGACGGAAUUUCUCGCAACAGGCACAUUCUGUGGAUAUGUAAUAAUUCUUACAGCUAUCAUGGCAGAUUGGAUUGCAGGGUAUCUAAUGAAAGCGAAUAUCAACAAACGAAUCAUGCUAUUUUAUAGUCUACUGGGUUCCGCUUUGUUCAUAACAUCAGGCGUCUUCAUAAUUCAAUCAUGGGAUCGCGCUUUCCGAACACGAACGCGUGACUUAGCGAUGACUAAAGGUGUUGUCUCCAUCAUCAAUGGCGUCAUUUUUUUCAUGGACACGAUAUUCACGUUUCGUCAAAAAAAGUAG
Messenger RNA from Clunio marinus, 423 nucleotides. The record is from the annotation of a GenBank genome assembly. Lineage: Eukaryota; Metazoa; Arthropoda; Insecta; Diptera; Chironomidae.